AUGUCCGCCAAUUGGGAUGAUACUGGUUCGUUCUUUUCAUCUCCUAUAUUAUUUUUUAUAAUCAAGAAAAAUGGAUAUGAGCUCUAUUUUGUGACAGAUAGUGAGAAUGAGAACGUUGUUGUCGAGGAGAAGCCGGUGAUCCUGCCGCGUGCCAGGCAGCCUUCGAUUGCCAAAAGUUUGGAAAAGGUUCAUUUUUUCUCGAAGCUCUAAUGAUUAACGUUUUGAGGCUGCAAUUUUGGAGAGUUCCGUUCAUGGGUCUGUCAAAAAUGACGACGUAAGUUUUAAAUGGUCCUGUUAUGAAAAAAGAAUUCUCGAUGUUUCGUUUUUAAAAUUAGAGGUUCUUUUUAAAAAAUUUGUUCGAAUUAAUCAAUGAAUUGUAACUAUUUUUUUUUGCUUGAAUACUUUAAAAUUAAAAGAUCUUCAUCAAAAGUUUUUGUUAUUUAAAGGAUUGCUAGCAUAUUUGACUUUUUUGAAAUAAAGGUUAACAAAUCAUUCAUUUCUUGUAAUUUUUUUAUAGGCAGAUUCCCAGAACAGCCCAAUCUUAGCGAUAUAAGAAUAAAAGCUAGAAGUUGAUAAAUUCUGAGAAUCUUAGUUUGUAAACAAUUAUAAAGGAAUUUUUAUAUGGGGGGAAAAUAUGGAUAUACAUCACAACCGCUCGUUGCAGAUACUGUACCCAAUUGCUCAUACUAAUGUCGUAUCCAAAGAAAUUUCCGCGAAAUUCAAAAUUAUUUAUGACUCUUCAAAAUUUAGUUAUAUUUACCAUUCUCUGACGGUUUUUUUGAAUUUUGCGGAACUACUUUGAGCACGGAACAACGCAGAAAGAAGAAAAUUGAAAACGUUUUAGUCGGAUUCGGACGCUCUCUCCGUGGGAAGCGAGGAUUUAGACGAUAUGAUAGAUCUUGAAGCCGAGAUUCUAACUUUGGAUUUCGAUACGAUGACCAACAUGAAAAAGGUUCCAAGAUUUUGGUAAAUAUGUUAAUAAUGAGGGAGUUUUUUGCAGAUCAUAUCACAGUUCGAAUGUGAGUACCGGAAUAUUGUGUCGGAGUUCGCCGACGUCGAGAUUUUUCUGAUUUCCCUUGAUAGUUUGAUUAUCGAAUGCGCGGCUCAUAAAUACCACAAUUGGCAACUUGCUGGCCAGUCGAUAGUUCUCACUAAACAGGUUUCUAUUCAAUCCUUAUGUUGGUUCAAGUUAUAUUUAUCCGAUUUCAAGAAUUAUUUUUUUCUUUUGAUUUGAUUUCGUGUGUCAAUUAGUUUUUAUGAAAUUUGAGGUCCAAGCGGUUUGUGCCUAUUAAAUGUACUUUAAAUAGUAUUACAUCUAUGUAUACAGAUCGAAAUUUUUAAAGUUUUUUUGUAUAUAUUCAGGUAGAAAAUGACCAUAUAAAAAAUAAAAUAUUAGGCCCCUAUUUUUUUGGUUUGACGUUAUUUGUAAAUUUUCAAAAUUUUUGGACUUUCCUCGCGCUCAACUGCUUUUUCUCAGGUCGACCGGUUUCUGCAGCAGUUCGUGGACCUUGGCGGCAAGUUCAAGUUGGUGGUUUUCACUGACCUUGGCGCUCAAUUCGCCCGCGACACGAUCCUUUCAUUCGCGCGCGCGACUGUCGUCGCCCAUCUUGCCAGUGGCCCUUUCGCCAAGGUUGGCUUGAUACUUUUUUCUUUCUAUGAUAUUCUUCAGGAUCUCGUCUACUUUUCGAGCCCUGCCGAUCCCAAUUGGGCCAAGUAUCUUAUCGACUUGACGCCUUCUUUCUUGGUUCUUCGAAUUUUAACUUUGCUCACCAUGUUUGAUGAUUCCAGAUGAUUUCAACUGAUAAUGUUACUCGCGAAGUUUGUGCCCAGGAAGACAUUUGCUUUACGCCACAACUUGAAACCAUCGGUUUUUCUUUUUUCAGUUUUUUGCUUCUAUUCUUCUAUUUUUGCAGUGAUCGAUGUGCUUUCCCGAUCAAUUCCCAUUGUUCCGCUUUUUUCGAUUUCUGUCAAUUUCGUAUCGGUCGACGCGUUUUACAUCCAACCGCGACUGGUCGUCAAGCACAAUUGGGACAGUUUCGUGGCCGCCCACUGGGACUGCAACGGUAUCGUCUAUUAAUCAACAAGUUUACCAGCUUUGUCUCAGGUGAACUGCUACGAAACGCAAAGAAUCCGUCGGUGAGCGUCAAGGAGUACAAAAAUGCUGCUGAACUGUGGGCUAAGAUCAUCGCCGACGCCAAGGCCAGGUUUAUUAUUGAAAAGAGUAUAAAAAAAUAAAGCCGUAAAGGCUAAAACUUAUUUCAAAACCUGGAAAAAAUAACAGCAGCGUUCUUUCCAGGAAAGACAAAAAUUUUUCCGUUGGGAAAAUAUUUUUUUAGAUUUAUCUUAAAGUUUUUUUCCUUUUGUAAUUCCAAGGCUAAAGUUUAUAUCUUUAUAUGGAAAUUAAUGCAUUUGGUGGGAAGAUCCUACAAACUUUAUCAUUAUUUUUGAAAAAAUCUGCCAUUUAGUGGAUCGGGAUCCGAGAAUUUCGAAGCGCUUUGCUGCGCUGUUCUGCUUUCUGUGUUGGUUUGCGACCGACGCGGAGUUGAGCGAGUGUAUUUGAAAGAACGGGAGAACGUGAAACGGGGACUUGAUGUAAUCAGGGACCGACGACUUCUCCUCAACACUGCGGCCGCUCUCCUUGAAAAGGCCAACUUUGUGGUAAUCAAGAAGAAAAAAAGCUUUUCAAUUGAAGUUUUUCCAGGAUUCCAAGUUGAAGCUGGCUGAUUUCUGGGACGGCCGGAUGGUUUUCGGCAUCUUUGACGAGAUCUGCGCUAACGAACUGAUCCUGCCGUACAGACUCCAGGAGGAGUUCGCCAAGUUGCACCAAAAGGCCGGACUCUCGUUUCCCCUGGCUGUCGACACCAAUGAACGUCUUUUUGAACCGUCUCCGGAGGUGGCUGAACCCCUCACCUUUCACAAUAAAAUAAAAAAAUGAUUGUAGGCCAAAGAUCCGCUCACCCAGCUUCCUAUUCUUUACGAGUCGGAUUCGCCACUUUUCAAGCGAUUUGUUCCAGAAAUUGCUCGUCUUGAUUCUGGCAAAAAAGUCAAAGAAGGAGAGGUUCAAGGUAAUCAGAGGCCAUUAUUUGUUUGGAAAUGAAUGAGAUGCUUCUCCAAAUAUAUGUUUUUUGGGAUUCAAAAACUUUUGAAGAAAUUUUUAAUUGCAAUAAAUCUAGCAAAAAUAUUUUUUUUAUUAAAAACGCGUUAUUUUCAUAUUUUCGAAUGAGUAUAUUUAGACUACGCUGAGUACUUCCAAGAAACGAUGCAGUGGAAACUGAAACCGAUUGAAGAAGAAUUCGCGAAGCCUGAAGAGAAAAUCGAAGAUGUUUGGCAACGGAAAAGAGCCAACAAACAGCGUCAAUAUGCCAGCAGAUGGUCUUUUUUGUCUCUUUUCCUGUCUCUUAUCCAGCUUAUUUGAAGGUACGAAAUGUUCGCCAACUCUCUGGAAGGUCGUGGAUCGAAGCUUUUGGUCGAUUUCUCCCGGAUCCCCAAAGGUUUUGCGACGAGGGAUGACGACGAAAACGCAGGAGAUGAUAAGAAAAAGGGAGGAAAAGCUUGGGCUGGACAAAAAGGUAAACAAUUCUCGUCACCGCUAAGAAACUUUCUGCGAAAAUUGUGAAUUUCUUUCUGAAUAGUUUUUUCCUAUCAUUGCGAAUCUCCGAAUGACACACAGCGAUCAAAUCAAAAAAACAAUUUUGAUUUAAGUUCAGAGAAGGUUCGUGAAACAAAAAAAAAAGACACGUGGAUCCUAGGAAGAAGGAAAAUUCUUUUUUUUUUAACCUUCUCGGAUCGAAUAGUUCCGUCACAUAGUCCUAAUGUAAUGUCAAAAAAUAGUUUUUAAGAAAAUAAAAGAUGAUUAGGAAUGUAUAUUUGGGAAAGAUUCAUGUUAAAAACUUUUAUGGGUAAGUUUCUCGAACUCGAAUGCAGAUUUUUGUGAAAAAAAGCGUAAUUAACUUCCUAAAUAGAUCUUUUACUCGGAAAUUAUUCUAUUCCUUUUUUUCAAUUAAAUAUGUACCUUGGUUGAUUCAAACAAUUUUAGGCGGCGGUGGCGCUAAGAAAGGCAAGGAACCGGCAAAGUCCAAAAAAGACUUGAUUCUUGAAGCGAAUAAAAAGACGAAAGAUCUCAAGGUUUGAAAUUAAAACCAAGUUUUACUCUGCUUCAAUCAUCUUGUUGCAGAUCAUCGAGGGCGAGAAGGUCAAGAUCAAGUAUGGAACCCAACAAGGAAAAGACGUAAGAGUGUCUGAGGAGGUUCUGGAGACUGAACUUGAUCAUUCAGGCGAUCUCGUUCCUCGAGAAGCUCUACUCUUCUCUCGACCUUCCAGAAUCGCGAGCUCUUUGUGCCUUUGAAAUCACGAUCCGUGAAGCUCGUUAUCUCUUCGACCACCUUCAAGGAGCCAACAACAUGGAAGCGAGGUAAAAGAGAGAAAGAGAAAAUGGAGUUUUUUGAAAUAAAUAUCAACUUCUUUUUUUUUUCAUUUCUUACAGAUUUUCAUUCAAAAUUCGUGUUGGUUAACUAAAAAUUGUUAUUUAGUUUGUUUCCCUUAUCAGAUGAGUAAAUUAUCCCAAAAAAAAGCUUUUUGAAGCGUUUUUUAAAAAUCUAUUCAGUUUUUGUUGUUUUUUAAAGGAGAAACAAUGCGAUAAACUUGGUUGGACACUUGAAGAACUGUUUCGUGGAACACUGGCAGCAUUUGGAAGACAAGCAGAAGGACCAGGUCACGGAUCUGUGGGUCUCCCUCGGGUUCGACGCUCCCGCUGGCUCCAAGCCUUCGUCCGAAGCCAAGUCCAAAAAGCUUGACCUUGGCAUCAAUAUGAUCUACUACCAGCUACAGUAUGCCGGAGAACUGAUUGACAUCCAUUCGGACCCGAAAAAGGUUGAAAUUCGCUGAGUAAUGUGGAAAAUGAUGGUAAAUCCGUCUAGGACGACCGUGUCAGUGGAUUCGCUCCUGAUGCUUGGCAACGCCGGAUGCUGGACUCUGUUGACCGAGGUCUGCCCCCCAAUUCAUAUUUCUAGAGAAAAGUACGAAAUGACUUGUGACAGUUUUUCAAAAAGGAUUUAUUUCCACUUUUGAACAUGAUCAAAAACUGGUACAGAUGGCUUUUUGAGGUAUGUAUAUAUUAAAAUUCACAGAGAAUCUAGCCGGAAAAAGCUCUGAUUUAGCCUCGAGAACUUCAUAACCGGCAAAAUAAGGGUUCAUUAUUAAGAGAAUUUCAAAAUUUAUUUUCUUUUUUCUCAUUGUUACACUUCAAUCGCAACGUUUUCGGGAAUAUGUAACUUCUGCGUCCCUUUAUUUUCCUCAGAAACGCUUUCUUUUUAUUUUUAUGUUCUGCGGUUGCUGCGGUGAUAAAAAGGAGAGAAUGAGUUAUAUUACCUAAAUUUUGAAGAGAUGAAGCACCGUGUGAAAAUUUAUUCAGAAAAGAAGAGUAGUGAAAGUAAUGAUUUGAAGGUAACUCUGCGUUGAUCGUCGCGCCGACCUCCGCCGGUAAAACCUUCGUUUCGUAUUAUUGUAUCGAGAAAGUGCUGCGAUCGAGUGACGACGACGUUGUCGUGUACAUCUCGCCGUCCAAGGCUCUCAUCAACCAGGUCCCAAAAUAUUUCACAUUAAUACUUCCGCUCCAGGACGUAGGAAAGAAAAGUGUCGAAAUCUCUUUAAAAGUUUAAAAAAAAAUGUUUUUCGAAUGUAUAUAGCUCCUGGCACAUUUUUGCUAGAUUUCCAUUUGUCUUUUUAGGUUUGCGGAUCGGUCUACGCUCGUUUCCGUCAGAAGUCGAUGACUCGAGGCCAAUCCUUGUUUGGAACUCUCACUCCGGACUACGGCCAGAGUCCCCUCAACUGCCAGGUUUCGGACCGUCUUUCGGGAAUACAUCGAAGAGUUUGAUGUUCAGGUCCUCGUCACCGUCCCUGAGUCAUUCCAAGAGCUUCUGCUCUCGAGGACGCCGGCCGUUCAAGAGUUUGUCUCUCACAUCAAAUACGUCGUUUUCGACGAAGUUCACUCGAUCGGGUCCGCCUUCCAUCCUCACCGUUGAAACCAGUUUUUGUUUUUCAGUGCUUCCGAGAUCUCGCACAUCUGGGAACAGCUUCUGCUUCUGAUCCAGUGUCCUUUCUUGGCCUUGUCCGCCACCAUCGGCAACGCCAACAAACUCCAUCAAUGGCUUAACGACAGCGAGGUGGCCAAAAGCGGCGGCAAGAGAAAAGUGAGAAAAGCCAGAAAUUUUGGAAGGUUCUGUUUCUUGUUCAGGUCGACUUGAUCGUUUAUGGAGAAAGGUAUUCCGAAUUGGAGUUGUCCAUCCUCAAUAUCGACAAGCCGAAAGCUCUCAACGCCAUCGAAGGUUUUCCACUUUUUUUUCUUCUGAUAGAUGAUUUAUUUUUAAAAAAAUAUCCCAAGAUUUCCUAUUUUCAUUUUAUUUCAAAGAAGACUGUCUUUAAAGGCUUUUUUUGGUUUGAGCUAGUUUUUGUAGGAGAUGAGAUGUUAAAUAGUAUACUGUCUCUUUGAUUACCCAUGAAAUCAUUUUUGUUGAUAUUUAUGGAAUGUAUAAAACUGUAUAAAAGUGUAUAAAACUUGACCUCAGAAUCUGAGCUUUUCUAUUAGAACUAAAUAAGAGGUUCACAAAUAUAAUUUUUUUGUUUAACAAAAAAACAACAUAAUUAAUAUAAAAAAACGUCUUUUUUUCACAGCAAAGAUUUUUAUUCACCUUUUUCUUGAAAUUCUAAAUUAAAUGUUUAUGAAGCUCAAUUGACUAGAGAUAGAGGUACCAUAUCUUAGGAUUAGUGAAAAAAACUUUUGUAGGAGAGGAGGCGAACGAAGCAAAGGAAAAGAAGGAGACGAGUGACGUCAUACAGCCGCUGAUGCCCUACGGCGUCUACAUGCCGGAGAAACUGCGGAUGUUCUCGAUUCCGGAUGAUCAGCAACUAACAGCUCGUCAGAUUCUGCACCUCUACUCCAUGUUGGCUGACGUCGACGAAAAGUCCAAGUUUGUCGAGAACAAAAGUAUUUUGAAAAUAUUGUUUCAUUCAGAAAAGAGUUUGAGCCGUGCCGUUUCUUUGGACUGAAGCCCAACCAAAACGUUUGGAUUUCUCGUGAAAACCUUCGAAAUCUUGAAAAUAAACUCAAAGAGAGGUUCUUGGAAUGGCUCGAAGGUGAUGAGAAAAAACUGAAGACGGUUAGUUUUUUUGAACACAUUUUCUUUAAAAGGUUGCAUUUUUACAGAUUCUUUCAAGCAUUUCCAAACCGGUGGAUAAGCAAUUGGAAUAUCGCGCGGUUCCUUUCAACAUGGUAAUUUCUUUCCCUUUUCAUCUCGAUCAACUCGAUCGAUACAGGAAGAAGUCGCCUCGGACUACAUCACCCCGAUGGUCGACGAACUCCGUCAGAAAAACAUGCUGCCGGCGAUUUGCUUCAACGACGCACGACAUGUCUGCGAAACGAUGGCGCUCCGACUUUGCGAAGAAUUGGAGAAAAGAGAAGAAGUGAGCCGCGCGCACAGUUCAUGUGUAAACCUUUUUGAUACCAGGAAUUCGUGAGCACGGCCGAUUUCAAAGCAAAGUACGCCAUGAAAGACGAGGAGAAGCUUCUGAAGCUUGCAAAGAGGAAACGUGAUGCGGCUGACAAAAAGAAAAAAGUACAGAGCUUUUCCAUUGGAAGAAAAUAAUUGUAUUCAGUCGGACAGAGAGCAUCGCGACGAAGACGCGGGCGCCGACGGCGACGACGACUCGAUGGGCGACGCCCUGGCCUCGCAGAAGGCCCGAAUCGCCCAAGUUCUCGAGCAGUUCAAAGUGAAAGGACGUCGCGGCGACCCCGACGUUUACACCAAGAUGGUCGAGCGUAUGCAGAGAAACGCCAAGAGUCGCGAGAGCACAAAGUUUGCCUUUGCCUUUUCUUUUUUCCUACUUUCGUAGAGUAAAAUGAGCGUCGGAAAGGGCCAGUCAUCAGGUGAUACAGCCAACAAAAAAAAUCUUCAAAAAAAAAAAAAAUGAAUACGCUAAGAAUAACUGACAAGAUAAACGCGAGGUCGGUGGCGGUACAUUGACGAACUCGCAAAAAUGUCGCCUUUUUCUAGGCGCGAUCUCGCAUUUUUCUGGGCGCCAGCUCGCACUUUUCUAGGCGCGACCUCGCAUUUGUCUUGCAUUUCGGAAAUUUUCAGAUUGCGAGAGAAAUGCGAGCUCGCGCCUAGAAAAGUGCGAGCUGGCGCCCAGAAAAAUGCGAGACCGGCGCGAGAAAAAACGCGAGAUGUUUGCGAGCUCGUCAAUGUACCGCCAGCGUCUCGCGUUUAUCUCGGCAGUUAUUCUUAGUGUAAAACCGGAUAUUUUUUGACGUAGAGUGCUCGUCAAAUUUGUAAAUAAUGCUCUGUUUUACCUGUUUUCCAUGUUUUUCUAUUUAUCUUCAUCAUAAUUACAUUAUCCAUUCAUUUUAUUUUAUUCAAACACUACAGAGAAAAAAAAUAAAGCUUGUUUCCCUUUCAGAUUGUUACUGCGACUUUUUGAGCGCGGAAUCGGUUUCCAUCACGGCGGUUUGAACAUGGUUGAGAAGGGAGCUGUAGAAGUUCUUUUCCGAGAAGGACACCUCGGAAUCAUUUUCUCCACUUCGACUUUAGCUCUCGGGUAAUUCUUCAUUAAAACUCCUUCUGUACCCCCUUCUUCUUCUCAGAGUGAACAUGCCUUGCAAAUCCGUCAUCUUCGGCGUCGACACACCGAUGCUCACCCCGCUUCUCUACCGCCAAAUGUCGGGUCGUGCUGGACGACGAGGCUUCGAUCAUUCUGGAACCGUCAUUUUCAUGGCUGUCCCCACUAGGUUUCACACACUCCUCAUUCAACAAACUUCUUGAUUUCCAGCAAAAUGCGUCGACUUUUGACGGCUUCUUUGUCCAACUUGCAAGGAAAUCCGCCCUUCACGGUCACCUUCCUGCUACGGCUUCUGGCGUAUGUGCACCAGAAAGACGUCAAGGACUCUGUUGGCCAGCCCAUCACCAAUAUCAAGCAGAGAGCUCAUGUUGGUCAUCAGAAGCCUUGGCAUCAACCGACCUUGUUUUCCAGACGGCCAUGUCUCUUCUGAACCAUUCUUUCUCGUUGGUAACUCGUCGCGAGGCACAGGAAGGCCAUUUGCCUGUCCAACUUCGGAUGUUCUCCGCCUUCGCUCUGCAGCUGCUCCGACAUUUGCAACUCGUCACGCCAUUUGUUCGUUUCUAAAUGGAGUCUCAGUCGUUUUCAUUUUUUUCAGGGUGCUGCCAAAAAUUUGGCUGAACUGGCGAUGCAUCUGCAAGCCGGAGAAUCUGGAACAUUGCUUUUCAUCUACCUUCUUCAAAAAGGAUGCUUCCAUCGAUUGGUUAAGGUGAGAAUGAUUUGAUGAGGUUCAGGAAUGUGCGACUUUUUUUUAUGCAAUAAAAAUUUAACUUCUGCAACAAAAAAUCGUAGGCCGCUGGUGGACCAGAAAAAGCGAAGAAAACCAUGCUGCUCGUUUUGGCGAAUCUGUUCACGACACGUCGCAUGUCGGCUUCUUACAACCCAGACGAAAAGACAGGCCAAGAGGGCAAUCUGCAAGUCGAAUUGUCUUCUAGGACAGACGUCCAUUCAUCUUCUUAAGGUUGUUCUGUCCGGCUUGCCUUCGGAGCUCCAACAACACGCCAAGGAGUACAACCAACUGGUAACAGGCAUCUACAAGAAAUGUCUUGCCGCUGCGUCCAAGGAUGGUAAUCUUGUUGUGAGUUGUGCAAGUUUUUAUUUUAUUUUUUCGGAGUAAUUAAGUAUUGAAAAAUAAACGGAGCUUGUUUUUUCAUUCAGCAUCUUUUUGAAAUUGCUAAUUUGGAAGACAUCUCUUUUUGCUCAGGAUCCUGUUUUCCGAGCCACGGGUCUGAUCAGCGAUGAUUCGUUCUCCAUUUCCUCUCAGCAUCUGGUGUCGCCAGUUUACGAAGGCUACUCCCACGACGAGUCUUUCCUACCGGUUCUCGACUUUGACCGCAGAGAUCAUCGCGGACGCAAGGUUCAGCCGUUCCAGCCCUGCUUCAAUCAUUUCUUUCCAUCGUUCCAGAUCUACCUGAACGCUUUCGCCAUCGAUUUCUUCACUCAUGGCAGUCGCGAGCUUUUGAGGACGGUCAACGACUUGCCUAUUUCCCAAAUGUGGUUCGCCGUCCACGACUUUGUGGUGAGCGAUUUUUCUACUUCAAAAAUGUUCAAUGAAAUUACACGGAAAGUCUAAAAAAUUUUUCUUUUUCGAGGAGACUCAAACUAUGAAAUUUCUGUUGUAUAGUCAAUGUUUCCCGACUUGAAAGGCGAGAGAGGCGGGGCAAGGGGCGAGACGCGUAGCGUGUGCGCAUGCGGCUCUUGGCACGAGUUCAACUCAACCGCCAGCGACUGUUUGGAGAGCUCGUUUUUCGCUCUUUUCAUUCCUUUUCCAAUUAUUUAUUGAUUUUGUUCAUGUGUGCAUCACGCUUCGCGUCCCGCCCCUUGCCCCGCCUCCCUUUCAAGUCGGAAAACAUUGACUAUAGUUUCUCUAAAUUCAUAAAAGUAAAAAAAAACUGAAAAAAAAUCCGGGCAGAAAAAAGGAGGACUGAAACGUUUUUGAUUGAUUUUAAAAUGAACUCGACAGGUGAUCCUGCAACGUCUCUCUGCGGGAAUGGAGGCUGUGGCUCGUCCUCAAGACGCCGUUGCGGCCGCGAUUAAGGAGCUUUUCAUCGAGUACGACGACAAGUUCCGCAGCGUCUUCGGCAUGAGAUCUCGCGAUUAA
Molecule: messenger RNA, 10708 nt
Organism: Caenorhabditis auriculariae
Lineage: Eukaryota; Metazoa; Nematoda; Chromadorea; Rhabditida; Rhabditidae
Source: the annotation of a GenBank genome assembly